Branchiostoma belcheri (Belcher's lancelet) is the source of this 2301-nucleotide messenger RNA. RefSeq lists its product as uncharacterized. The transcript is spliced from 3 exons. Lineage: Eukaryota; Metazoa; Chordata; Leptocardii; Amphioxiformes; Branchiostomatidae. The coding region runs from base 685 to 2052 and encodes 455 amino acids. The record is from RefSeq and is a predicted model, not a curated record.
GUUUCAAUAGUAAAUGGCCGAUAGUUAACUCAGUGUAACAAUACCUGCCAUGUAAGCGAGAGUGGUAAUCUAGCCGGGAACACACACAGUCACGACCGGUCGCCAACCCGUAUCAAAAGUCCAUCAGUCACCUUUAAAAGCCCUUUAUCCAAGGCCGUAUUUUACGUAUCCAAAGCAGACCCAUUGCCAUGUUGUUUCACAUAGUCGAACGCUGCCCAAACACCAACACGAUACUGAUCAAACAUAGAAAAUCGCCAUAAAUCAGUGUUCUGUCCUGUUGGCGGGAAACCCGAGCUUGUGGUGCCUUUCAUCGGAACUUACCCGAUCCUACCAACAUGUGAUGAGGCGUUUCUUCAACACCCAACCGACGUGCGAGCUGAAAACUACUGCGCAACACGAAGGUCUACGACCUCUUCGAAAACACUCCGGUCACAAAGGAACGACAAACAUACUUGGAAACCCGAGAAAAACCUGUGAUUCAAAGGCCUUGAAAAGAAGAGUAUAAAAAAUCAGCGACUGCAUUGACCGGAACAAACUGUACUGUCAGUCGUGUUAGCUGAAGUUGGGCAAAACAUCACCAAAUCAUCUGCCAUUUCUUCCACACAAAAAGAUAAUCUACGGAUGCCUUACACCUCAUCCUGAGGCAAGAAUAAGCACCCGGGACAAGACUUCGGAAACUCGCUGAUGAUGGCGAGCUCCUUCCCGAGCGUGCUGUCCCCGACGGGCGGCGAGCGCGACCCGACUCUACCCGGGGACUCCCCGGUCAUCGUCAUCCCAAAAACCGCCGACACCGUCAUGAAGGUGCGGCACCAGAACGACAUCCAGAACCGCAGGCGUCAGGAGGCGGUGAAAUCGGCGCAGCUCCAGAGAGACGCCGUCAUCAAGUACCUGACAGCAGAGCAAAGGCGUCUUCAGGUGCGCCUUGCGCAGCUAAGGUCAAAGACCGCCGCGGUUACCGGGUAUCUGUCGGACGGGGGGACGCCGAGGACAGGUAGGAAGGCGCAAGGCCAUGUCCAGGAGCUGUUCAUUUCCCAGCCACAGCGAGGAACGACCGCUCUGAGUGAUCGGCCCAGGACCAGACAGAACACGUCUCCGCCCAGCACGGCACCCGCGCGGCCAGUUUGCGCCACAGCCAGAGACUUCACCACAAGGCAGCGUUUCAGCGCUGGGAAAGAGAACGAUCCGGUAACGCACGAAGGCACCCUUAGUUCACGAACGCAGUACCGAGACCACUACCUGGUCAGCACUCCGCCGAACAUCCGGCGCAGGAUCGUCGGACAGACCCGUUCCCUCGUGCCGCCCUCGCCGCUCGCCAGAACGACAUCUCAGUCAGCCGAAGAGGUACGGGCCGCCAACCAACCCCCCGGCAGCCCCGUGCCUAACGGUCUUCACCGGGCGAACUCUUCCGAUGAACAUCUGUACGACCCAGGCUCACCGAAAACGUCCCGGUUAUCCCCAACUGGUCUUGACGCUACAAAAAACUCGCCGACGACGUUUCCUCCCAUCCACGCGCACAAGUCUGCCAAGAAGGUGUCCGACACGGAAGCGUGGAGAAUCCACAACUUAGCGCGGGAGUACCUGAAACAGCCGGACCUUACUCUGUCACCUCCGCCACAUGGCCAAGAAAAGUGGGCCCACACACUGUCUUCUUACCAAACUAACGGAGGACAAGACGCCGACGCACCUUCACCUGCAAACGACGAUGCUGUGGAAGCCGGGAGCCAAGGACUGCGGCCGCCGCCGAUGUGUUUUGAGCUGCACUUCGGGUCUCCCUGGGAGCGUCCAGACUCGGGCAGGAGCUGCGGCUCUACCUUAAGCGCCAACGGUUCCUUCUACUCGGAGAUGAAUCAAGACGAGCUGUUGGUGCUACCUCGCAGCCGGGCGCUCGCCUAUCUCCACCCGAACACCUGUGUGCAGAUGAGACCGUCGGAAAUCGUCUCGAAGAUCGAGGUGGCGACGGGGAAGACGGGGAUCAUGGCGUGGCUGGGGGAGGGCUCGUCCGGAAUGGGCCGCGCCAUGAGGGAGACCGCACUCCGCAAGAAACACGAGUAAUGUCUUCAAGGUGUUCAUGUACUUCUAGUUAGGUACGGACGUAUAUCUUGCUUUUAUUUUAAGACAUUUCAAUUAAUUGUUGUUGUGAUUCACUAUUGGUAAAAUGUAGGUCAACAAACGUCCUGUCAAUAGUUACAAUGAUGUCCAUAGGUUAGCACUAUUUUUUGGGUCUUUUCGCUCCUUUUGUACGUAUUAAGGAAGCACAUUCUUAUUGGACGCUUUUACAGACAUACAUAUUGAGAAAAAAAA